AUGGACGACCCUAACUCAGAGGGGAUCUCCUGCGAGGUAUUAUCCACAGCCCAUGAUCUAUCAGAAGCAGACAUAGGAGAGCGCCCUAUUAUGGUCGAGAUUAUGGAAUUUUGGAAUAUGCAGCUGCAGAUUCCUACAGCCCAAGGUGAUCUUCCAUUUAUCGCCGGCGGAGAAGGACAAAUGGUUCAGAUGACCAUCCACGGCAACGCAUUGAGGUGUUCAGAUGACAACAAAGAAUGGCUACCUGGGGUAUUCCACACCUCUUGUGUGUUGCAGGCAAUCAUGCAGAACCCGCGGAUUGGCGGUGUCUGGAUUAUCCGGUGA
Messenger RNA from Penicillium bovifimosum, 324 nucleotides. RefSeq lists its product as uncharacterized. The record is from RefSeq and is a predicted model, not a curated record. NCBI's taxonomy places the organism in Eukaryota, Fungi, Ascomycota, Eurotiomycetes, Eurotiales, Aspergillaceae. The transcript has a single exon. The coding region runs from base 1 to 324 and encodes 107 amino acids.